AUGGAGACAAUAGAGGAAGAGAAAGUCCAGUUGCUCAAGGACUUCAAAAUUGACAUUCAAGAUCUCCCGAAAGACCAUCUCGAAUGCGAAAAAUGGAUUUUUGAUCAAUUAAAAUCAGUCCAAAGCUGAUGGUCUACUUUGGAGAAGAAAUACAAGCAUCUUGUCUUUAAACUGGUUGAUUAUAUUAAUGAUCAUCAACCCAGUAGUACUAAUUCGUGUACACAAGAAGUUGGGAGCCAAACGGAUCCCUCAAAGCAGGAGUUUCCAGAGGUAGAUGACACAAUCAAAACCCAGUAUAAGCUCAGAAUUGAAGAAUGAUCUUCCCUUAAGAAGACCAUCUUGGCAAGGAACCAAGAAAUACAGAAGUUAAAACUUAACUUAUUUUCCAAAAAUCUCGAGUACAAAUAAAUUAAGCCAGUCCAGCAAAAAGCUGAAGGACGAGAAAGACAAGUUCAAGGAACGUCUUGAGGAAUGCCAGAAAAAACUUAAAAAUUACGUUGAUAAGGUCCAUAGCAGAGACACUAAGGUGGAAAUGCUCAAAUCAUCCCUUCAGAAAUGCAAAGAAGAGUAUAAAGAUCUCUCUUCCCGCUUAUUCUAUAAAAUGAGUCGGGAAAAUCUUGAAUUAUCCGCAAAUGUUAGCGAAGCAGUUGAGAAAAUUGACUUCAACACCAGUCAGGACAGGAACAGAGGAUAUGUAAAGGAGCUCCAGGUUAUCAAAAACGAGGCUAAUGAUACAGUUGGAAAAUAUAAGCAAGAACUGAACCACUCUAGAGAAAGAGUUCUAGAACUGAUGAAUGAGAUCCAACGGUACGAAAGAGAAGUCUUCAUGCUAAGAGCUGAUAAGAAGCGCAUGCAGUUAGAAAUAGGGGACUUCGAACAACGUCAAAAUAGCUUUGAAGACUACAAAAGAAUCAUUGAUCGUCAUAAGAGAGAACUCGACCAAAAGGAUGAAACUAACAGAAAGUUACAAGCAACGGUUCAUGAAUUAACGGUUAGUUACGAAUGCCAGAAAAAGGAAAAUGCUAACCUCAAAACUAUCAAGGUCAAUCUUGAGUCUGACAGAUUAGAACUUGAGAAGAAAAAUAAUGAGCUCCGUAGACUUAACAUCCAGAAAGAUGGAAAAGUUUCAUUCAAAGAAUGUCUUGGUCAGCUUGAUCACUUAGAAUGUAAAGCCAAAGAUCUCGACAAAGAGCUAGAGUUGGUCUACAGACAGUUCCAAUUCAGAGUCCAAAAAGACCUUGAUGUGUACAAGAAGUAUUCCUACACUCUUGAAAUGCUCAAAUAACAUAUCAAAUAUUUUUGGCUUGCAUGGAACAGCGGAGAUUCCGACCCAGUUCUUGAUUGUGAAGGAUUUGUUAGAAAGGAACCCUCCAGUUAUAGCAGAUGAGAUUGCUUCAGAAAUUCUGACUCUUGAGGAUGAGAAACUCUCAAUUGAGCAGAACAUGCUGGUAGAGUACAGCCAUGGAGCUGGACUCCAUCCCAAAGAAGUACCUAUAAUAACUUCUUUGGAGAUUCCAAAGAUCAUGAGUAGUAGGACAAAGGCUCACUCAGCACUUGACUCAGGAGAAAAGACCAAUAUUACUUUGACUGAACUAAACCAGUCACCUGUUAAGAAGGUGCGCAAGACAAAUAAACUUAAAAAGAUUCAAGAAGAGCUGAAGAAGUGUCAGCUUGAAAGAGAUAGCAAAGAAGACCAAAUCCAGAUGCUCAAGCUUGGCAUCAAAGCCAAAGAAUCCAAAAUUGAAGAGUUAAACGAAAAGACACUAGAAAUACCUCAACUACUGGAGCAGCUGGAUGAAGCUAAAAUAAUAUUUGACAGAGUCAAGAUGGAGAACGAGGUUCUUCUUGAUCAAGACUCUCAAGAAGACGUGUUCUUAGACACAGCAGACGAAAAUGUGCUAUCAAUGCUUCUAUGCCAAGGAAUAGUCCUAGAAAACACUAUUACACCAGCAAAGAAGGAAUCCAAGCUGAAGCAACCGACUCCAGUAAAGUCUCCGAGUAGGAAUAAUGGUCAAUAAAAUAAUUGUUAGAAGAACAGCUUGUUAUAUUUCCUGA
Molecule: messenger RNA, 2055 nt
Organism: Moneuplotes crassus
Lineage: Eukaryota; Ciliophora; Spirotrichea; Euplotida; Euplotidae
Source: the annotation of a GenBank genome assembly